Messenger RNA from Neomonachus schauinslandi (Hawaiian monk seal), 213 nucleotides. Its product is annotated as ribosomal biogenesis factor-like. The record is from RefSeq and is a predicted model, not a curated record. Gene Ontology annotation, biological process: ribosome biogenesis. The transcript is spliced from 2 exons. Gene Ontology annotation, cellular component: nucleolus. Bases 1 to 213 code for a protein of 70 amino acids. NCBI's taxonomy places the organism in Eukaryota, Metazoa, Chordata, Mammalia, Carnivora, Phocidae.
AUGGCCAAGAACAAACUAAGAGGGCAGAAAUCCAGGAAUGUAUUUCAUACAGCCAGCCAAAAAAACUUUAAGUCUAAAAACAAAGCAAAACCAGUUACCACUAAUCUUUUCUUUAAAAGAUUUUAUUUAUUUGAGAAACUGAUUCCUCAGCAGUGUCAUGAAAAUGAACCAGUUAAUGUUGAUGAAGUGACAAGAUUAAUGGCUCAGUUGUAA